AUGGUACCAUGCGAUAUAUUGUUAUCGACUCGACUUGUUUCAGAUACGCCCAUCAUUGAAGGUGAUUCCGAGUUUAUAUCAUCCAAAUUCCAAUGUCUUCCGAGUGAAUUAUGUGUCAAACAGGAUGGCAGUGUGACCAUCAACUCAUACAUCAACAAUCUGAAUCCGAUAUGGCAUCGAGAUAUGUACAAAUGCAUUGCCAAAAUAUUCAAAUGUUUUGUCCCAAUGUUUGAAAGUCUGUUCAGAACGAUGGAUCCAAUGUUCAAGUAUAUUGAUCUUCGUAAUGGCAUACAGGGAUAUGAGUCAUCAAGCCAGUCAGAUCAUGAUGAUAUGGAAUCAGACACUCGAGUCAUUCGUCCCGUGUAUGUACCAACACUUCCGGAACAUUUUGAACCCAAAUAUGAAUCAGCAAAGCCAGUAUCACUGCGUGGUCGUAAUCUACAAGUCAUUGUCAAACUCACCAACAUUCAACUGACACCAUCCAAACCUAAAUACAAAAAGAAAAACUGGCACAAUGAAGGUCCAAUUAACGAAUCGAUUGUUGCAAUUGGACUGUAUUACUACGAUGUGGAAAAUAUCACCACACCCAAACUCGAUUUCCGCGAGGCUGUUAGUUGGUGUCAUUAUCAAGGAGCAUCUGAUAUGUAUUGGAAAGAUGUGUACGGCAUUGAUCAAGAAUCACGACGCAAUCAGUAUAUAGGAUCGCUUGAAUUACCAAAUGGUCGGUGUGUAGUUUAUCCCAAUCGAUACCAACACAAAGAACAAUCAUUUGAACUUGCAGAUCCAGCUCAAUCAGGACACUGCAAGAUUUUGACAUUUUUUGUAGUGAAUUCAGUCUGUCGGAUUGUUUCGACUGCGCAUGUGGCUCCACAACAACCACAAUGGUACAACUCGAGUUUUGACAAGACACCCAUACUGCCUGAACUAUGGAAUGAUGCCACGCAGUAUAUUCAAGGUGUUCAAUCACCAGCUGAAGCCAAACACUAUCGAGAUGAAUUGACAAGUGACCGAACUCAAAUCACAGCGGCAUACAACGAAGAGAUAUAUGAGCAGGCGUAUAAUCUUGAUCGUUGGUGA
This is a messenger RNA of Batrachochytrium dendrobatidis JAM81, 1077 nucleotides long. RefSeq lists its product as uncharacterized. The transcript has a single exon. Bases 1 to 1077 code for a protein of 358 amino acids. Lineage: Eukaryota; Fungi; Chytridiomycota; Chytridiomycetes; Rhizophydiales. The record is from RefSeq and is a predicted model, not a curated record.